Priapulus caudatus is the source of this 557-nucleotide messenger RNA. RefSeq names its product monocarboxylate transporter 6-like. Gene Ontology annotation, biological process: transmembrane transport. NCBI's taxonomy places the organism in Eukaryota, Metazoa, Priapulida, Priapulimorpha, Priapulimorphida, Priapulidae. The coding region runs from base 15 to 440 and encodes 141 amino acids. The transcript is spliced from 2 exons. The record is from RefSeq and is a predicted model, not a curated record. Gene Ontology annotation, molecular function: transmembrane transporter activity.
UCGGCAUUAGCAGCAUGGCGACUGGGAUCAUCAGCCUAAUGUUUCUGCGCUCCGAGGAACUGUGGGUGUUUGCACUCUGCUGUGUGCUGUACGGGUGUAGCGAUGGCAUAAGAAUGAGUAUUCAGACACCUAUUCUAGUAGAUCUAUUCGGCGUACAGAAUCUACCGAUGGUCCAGGCAAUCUACAAUCUCUUCACCGGUAUCGGAUUGCUGUGUGGACCCGUAGUUGCAGGCUUUCUCCUGGACUACACUGGAGACAUGAGAGCAGUCUUCAUCCUGUGUGGAGUGACGUGUAUGGUCGGUACAGCCUUGCAAGGUGGCGCCUUCUAUAUUGACUACAGACAGGAACAUACGAGAGAAGAACCAAGGCAGCUAACGCGCACGGAAAUAGGGAAAACAUUUUGGAUGAAACACGAUUUUAACCAAUGCAUAACGCGAUAAUGCAGUUAAUACAGAUCAUACAGGUAUAAUACAAAACUGGAUUAUAAUGAUGCAUUAAAGACGUGUUUAAUCCAGACAGCAGCUAAUAAGGGUUUAUUCGGCAAUGGCAAAAACGUA